GACCAUCUGUUUACAUCAACCUCAGCAGUACUUUUGAUUUUUGCAAUUAUAUGUAUAUAUAAGAGUAAGAGGAAGUAAUCAUGCUGAAGGCUGUUAUUCUUAUCGGAGGUCCUCAAAAGGGCACCCGGUUUCGCCCGUUGUCUUUUGAGGUGCCCAAGCCUCUGUUUCCAGUGGCUGGAGUGCCAAUGCUACAGCAUCACAUUGAGGCCUGCUCUAAGCUUCCGAAUAUGAAGGAGAUCUUGCUUAUUGGCUUUUACCAGCCCAAUGACGAACUAAACAGAUUUUUGUCAUGUGCCCAACAAGAUUUCAAAAUCUCAAUAAGAUACCUUCAGGAGUACGCUGCUCUGGGCACCGGAGGAGGAAUCUACCAUUUCAGAGAUCAGAUUCUGUCUGGCAGUCCAGAAGCAUUUUUUGUCAUGAAUGCUGAUGUGUGCUCAGAGUUUCCUCUGCCAGAGAUGCUGGACUUCCAGAAAGAGCACGGAGACGCUUACAGUUUUGUCAUCCUAGGCACCACGGCCAACAGAACACAGUCCCUGAACUACGGCUGCAUUGUUGAGAAUGAACAAACUAAUGAGGUCUUGCAUUAUGUCGAGAAGCCCAGCACGUUUGUGAGUGACAUAAUCAACUGUGGAAUAUACCUGUUCACUCCAGAGAUAUUCCAGCACAUCGGAGCAGUUUUCCAGAAGAACCAACAGGACAUGAUGUUAUAUUAUGACCAGGGAGAGGAACAGUCCAAUGGCUGGCAUCGGGCAGAGGUGAUCCGUCUGGAGCAGGAGAUCUUUACGGCACUGGCAGGCCAAGGCAAAUUAUAUGUGUACAAAACAGACCGCUUUUGGAGCCAAAUCAAAUCUGCAGGAUCUGCGAUCUAUGCAAGCCGUUUGUAUCUUAAUCAGUAUCACAAAACACAUCCAGAGAGGUUAGCUACUAAUAGAGAAGGAGGGCCAAAGACCAGAGGAAAUGUUUAUAUACAUCCAACUGCCAACAUCGAUCCAACUGCUGUGUUAGGUCCCAAUGUGUCCAUAGGAACAGGCGUAACGAUUGGUGCAGGAGUGCGUGUGAGGGAGUCCAUCAUCCUCCAUGGUGCUACUUUACAGGAUCACAGCUGCGUUUUGAAUAGUAUUGUGGGCUGGGACAGCACCAUUGGCAAAUGGGCCAGAGUGGAAGGGACCCCUAGUGACCCAAAUCCUAAUGACCCAUUUGCCAAAAUUGACAGUGAGACACUGUUCAGAGAUGGAAAACUAACACCAUCUAUUACAAUUCUAGGCUGUAAUGUAAAUAUCCCAUCUGAGGUCAUCAUACUCAACUCCAUUGUCCUGCCACAUAAAGACCUCAACAGAAGCUUCAAAAACCAGAUCAUACUGUAGUUUCAGUUAUUUUUACUUGUCAUUUUCAUACAAAUAAAACAGGUAUUUGAAAUGAAAAUGGAUGGAUGAAAUGGAUGAAUCAUCUGAAUAUAAAAUGUCUGCCACUGUAUUGUGCAUAUGGAUUUAUCAUUGUACAAUUAUCUCGUCAAAGCUGAAUAAAACAAAUGCAGAAA
Carassius carassius (crucian carp) is the source of this 1537-nucleotide messenger RNA. It is a transcript of the gene gmppaa, whose product is annotated as GDP-mannose pyrophosphorylase Aa. Gene Ontology annotation, cellular component: cytoplasm. Bases 81 to 1364 code for a protein of 427 amino acids. Gene Ontology annotation, biological process: biosynthetic process. The record is from RefSeq and is a predicted model, not a curated record. The transcript is spliced from 13 exons. Lineage: Eukaryota; Metazoa; Chordata; Actinopteri; Cypriniformes; Cyprinidae. Gene Ontology annotation, molecular function: transferase activity.